Coturnix japonica (Japanese quail) is the source of this 998-nucleotide messenger RNA. The record is from RefSeq and is a predicted model, not a curated record. NCBI's taxonomy places the organism in Eukaryota, Metazoa, Chordata, Aves, Galliformes, Phasianidae.
CGUCUAGCCAAUGAGCCCGGCCAGGGAAGGGGGAAACCACCCCCGCCGGCGAAAGCUCCCCCCCGCCUCCCCCGAGCGGACUCCCCGCGGCGCCAAUCAACGCGAACCGGGUCCCGAUGGCACCGAGCGGGCACCUGGGGGGGCGGGCGAGGGGGCGCGUUCCUCAGGCACCGGGCCCGGAUUUCGGGCGUCCCGAGGGGCGAUCCCCUCCACCCCGCCCCGCAGCCCGGUCCGGCUCUGGGUAACAGAGGGGACGGACGGGGUUGUGCGGGCCCGCGGACGCGGUACCCCUCGGGCACCUACUGCCGCUGAAUGAGAGGUAGCGGCGGCGGAGCCCCGGACAGGACGGACGCGCCGCUGGGAGCGGCUCCUGGCGCUCCGGAGGGAGGGAGGCGAUGCGAGGCGGCCGCUCGCCCUCCUUCGGCAGCUCCAAACCCCGCAGAACCGUCCCCGCCGGCCAGGGGAGCGCCCGACGUGGGAGCAGGGCGGCAGCAGGUGUCCUCCUCCCUCCGCGUGGUGACAGCCAGCGCAGAGAGCUGCUAAGGAACAGCAGUUGGACUUUCCGUCGGGAGGGAUACAGCGCAGCUCCGGACGGAGCGCUGCGGUCCCAACGCUGCGACGAACGCGGAGCGUCCGCGGAGGCACCGAGCGGUCCGCAGCCGCCCUGGACGGGACGUCCGCACCGAGGCUAUUUCUGCUCCAGGAUCCCUCUGCGGAGCACGGCAGUUCCUCGGAGAGAGGGAGAAAAAGAAACGCAAUUCGCUUUUUCGCGAUUAAAAAACUUUUCCCACUCUUUUUUUUUUUUUUUUUUUUUCCCCAGAUCUCUCGCUGAGCCGAGAACUGCUGCUGAUGGCAAAGAAACUCCUCAAUUUAAAGGAGCAGUAGGUCCGAGAGCACAGAAUGCCCAGCUCACCCUGCUCCUUCGGUUCCCACUGGCAUGGUUUGCUGGAGCAGGACUUGCCCAGUUUCUGCUCUCAGAAAUGGGAGUUUGCCCAUAA